GACAAAAAAUGGAACACACCAGCAGUGUGAGGAGACCUGAAAGUGGCACAUGGCAUGGCAGAGUGUGGCGAUGGAGACAGCAGCAAUGGGAGGCCGUACAGGGACCCAUGAGACACUGUGGACCUGGCAGCAGCAUGAGGAGGCGGUACAGGGGCCCAUGGCAGAUUACGGGCCUGGCAGCAGCAAUGGGAGGCCCGUAAUCUGCCAGCACCCUAUGACAAAAAAUGGAACACACCAGCAGUGUGAGGAGACCUGAAAGUGGCACAUGGCAUGAGACACUGUGGGACCUGGCAGCAGCAUGAGGAGGCGGUACAGGGGCCCAUGGAAGAUUAGGGGCCUGGCAGCAGC
This is a messenger RNA of Staurois parvus, 348 nucleotides long. The record is from the annotation of a GenBank genome assembly. NCBI's taxonomy places the organism in Eukaryota, Metazoa, Chordata, Amphibia, Anura, Ranidae.